Molecule: messenger RNA, 1344 nt
Organism: Adineta ricciae
Lineage: Eukaryota; Metazoa; Rotifera; Eurotatoria; Adinetida; Adinetidae
Source: the annotation of a GenBank genome assembly
AUGAAUUUCGUUAAAAAGAAGAUAAUACUUUCGAUAUUCUACUUACGGAAGAUCUUUUCCAAACUAUUUGGUAUAUACCUACGAUACCGUCGUUUUACUCUAUGUGCGAUUCUACUGAUAACCAUUUUAUUUGUUUUCAAUGGUCAAACAUUACACAAGGGUCAAUUCUAUCUCGGUCUGUUCAUUUCAGCUAAUGUACGAUCUGUUCAGCCGUUACAAUGUGCGUCAGAUAACUAUCAACCGGAAUGGCCACAUUCUGUAAACGUUCAAAAUAAAUCAGAUUACAAUCUUACUGUUGUCAUUGUUACGGCCCGACCAGAAUUUAAACGUUUGCCCGCAACUGUCGCUGCUUUGUUAUGUCAUCUCGAUUCUCGCCGUAUUGCUGAAGUUAUGUUUCUCGUACCACCGAAAGACGUAUCUCUUCUCGAACCGUAUCUUUCUAAGGAACAAGCCAAGCAAUGGCCAUGGCCGGUAUCGCUGAUUUCUGACGAUACUCUUCUGAAACAUCAAUAUACCAUGUCUUAUCGAUUACAAAUGAUGUUUAAAUUAUUUAUUGCACAGAUUGUGCAAACAGAAUAUUACCUUAUCUUGGAUUCUGAUUGUCUAGCACUAUGGCCAAUACAUGCUGAGCAACUGUUGUAUAAGAAUGAAACAUCUUCAAUAUUCAGGGCUGCGUUUCAAGUAGAAGGUAACACGGGCCAUGCGAAAUGGUGGUCAGAAAGUGAAGAACUGCUCCAGAUCAAAUUAGAAUCAUGUGUCAAAGCAAAUACGUCAUCAAUUCCAGCUAUGGGCGUUACACCAAGUAUUUUGUCACGCACGAUUGCCCUACGAACUUUGUGUCGCCUACAAAAACUCUACGGUGAAACCUUUCUAACCAUAAUGGCCAAAUGGUACUACUGGCGUCUUCUAUUCGGUCGGAUGUGGACUGAAUAUACUCUGUACUUUCUAACAGCGCGUUGUACGAAUAUAUUUGAUCUAUAUCACUUUCAUCACAGUUCUCUACCAUCCUCGAGUACUGUCCCCGUAUUGAACUUGUAUGGUCUUAGCAUUUGGGGACUGUCGGAUUGGACAACUAAAAAUCAAAAUCAUUUAGUUGAAGCAAUAAACAAAGGGUUAAAAUGGCGCCGUAAAGAAAUGGAAGAAUACAAUGGGCAAGGCAUUAUUGAUAAAACAACUAAUAUACAUAGUUUAUUUACAGUUCUUCAAGGACGACAUCAAGUUGAUCCGAAACUAUAUCACGAAUUAUUCUAUCCUUUGUACAUAGAAUACUUACAAAAACAAAAACAAACGGAAAAGUUGUUGCAUAUUUUGAACAAUAUGGUAAAAACUUUAAUCGUUGAAUAA